Molecule: messenger RNA, 11947 nt
Organism: Chiloscyllium plagiosum (whitespotted bambooshark)
Lineage: Eukaryota; Metazoa; Chordata; Chondrichthyes; Orectolobiformes; Hemiscylliidae
Source: RefSeq, a predicted model, not a curated record
AGCAAAAUGUGAAUUAUUAUUUUACCAUAAAAUCAAUGAGAAAUGGAAAAAUUUUGGACCAUAAGUCAUUCACUACAGGUUUACUUGGAGAAACUGCCAUUAUAACAAAUGUUUCAACAACUACUGCUUCAUUCAAUUGGAGGGAGUUUGGGACCGGAAGACAUAUCACUACAAUAAGCCUUAAUUUCACUUCAUACACCGUAUCACCAGUCGUAAAUAACUAUACAUGGAAUCAAUUAAAACCCGGAACUCUGUAUAAUUUCUCUUUGGAAUUGAAGCAAUUGCAUCAUUCAGGACUGUCCUUGACGCAAGUAUUUUAUAUUAUGAUUGAAACAGCAUCAUGCCCUCCUGGCUGGGUAGGAUCACUCUAUAGUUGCUACUGGAUCAGAAAAGAUUAUAAGCGAUGGAAAGAUGCAUCACAUUUCUGUGAAUCAGCAGUUAAUAGAGCUCAUCUUAUUGAUAUCAAUACCGAAGAAGAACAUAAGCUUGUAUCUUCACUCCUGAGGUCACUAGAUAACUUCAGCAUGUUAUGGACUGGUCUAAAUGACAUUAAGACAGAAACUGAGCUUCAGUGGACUGAUGCAUCUCCUUAUAAUUUAAGCAGUAUUUUGUGGCAGACUUUGCCAAUGAACGAAAGUGAUUGCUAUGCAUUACAGCUGAAUCCAUUGGGUCCAAACUAUCUGUUUACAGGGCUGUUUUGCUUCCUUCCUCUGCCAUACAUUUGUGAAUAUGAAGUCUUAGCUCUUCCAAAGACUGUCUCACUAAAAUUAGAAGAUGUUAAUGAAAAUGAAGCCACCAUUGUUUGGGAUGAUUUAGAUGGUUUAAUCAGCACAAGAUCUGAACUAUUUAUUUGGUUCCAAACUAUUACUGGUGAAAGAAAAGAAUAUUCCCACAGUAUAUUAUUAAAUACGACGAAAGCAACUAUUCCUGGGCUGCAUCCUGGACAACAAUACUAUUUUGCAUUAAUGAUGAGAGAUGGUACAGGUGUUCAAAGUACAAUUACUCCAAUUUUGAGUGUAAAAACAAGACCCAAUCCACCAAAAAAUAUUACUAUUGGAAAAGUAUCAUCCACUGCACUAGAGGUGCUUUGGAGUCCUCCAGAUGAAUCAAAGAAUGCAUUAUUUCAUCACUAUCUUGUUAGUUAUAUGGGAUUUGGAUCAAAAAGUCAAGGAACUGAAAAUGUUAAAGGUGACAAAACAUCCUUAAUGCUUGGAAAUCUUAAACCAUUCCACUCAUACAAAGUUUAUGUACAGACAGUGGCUGAAGGAGGAUCACUAAGUUGUGCUGAAGGACCAUUGCUUGCAAGUACAGCUCCCAGUCCUCCAGUGCGUAUUUACAUUGGCAACACUGAUGUUUGGGAGAAUAGAAUCAUUGUGCACUGGGAGCCACCAUUAGAAGGAAGUGAUGAAUACUAUGUACAAAUAAAACUGAGCAAUGGUAACAAAGAAGUAAAACAACGUUCAGUGACAAAUGCAACGGUAUUUCAAUUUGAUUUUCUAAUCCCAGGUGUCACAUAUGACAUUGAAGUGAUGGCAAUAAAAAAUGGGAAGAGAAGCAUACCAAAAUUGAUUACACAAACUACAAAGCCUAACCCAAUUGAAAUAGUUGCUUCCAUUGAUAUUCAGACUCACUCAACUGUGCUCUAUGUUGGAAUGCCAAAGUUUGGCUUAUUUGAUGGAAUUAAUAUUCUAUACGGAAAUGAAAAUAAAAGAAUACCUUUAAAGAACAUUAAUGUUAACGUGACCCUAGAAAAUCUGACACCCGGCAAUGAAUAUAACUUUGCUGUUUAUGCAACUAGUGGCAACAUGUGGAGCAAAGCUUACAGAGUUCCUGUUGUGAAAACAUGUUUGGCACCACCCACUAAUUUACGAGAAGGAAUAGUCACAGAAACAUCACUGGAAUUACUGUGGGAUAGAGCAGAAGGACAUUUUUACCAAUAUGAAGUGCAGUGUUUAAACUGUGAAGAGCAACUUAUGGUUCAAAAAGUUGACCAGGAGUGUGCAGUAUUUGUACACCUGAUCCCAGGAAAACUGCAUAAUAUUUCACUUCGGACAGAAAAGGAAGGCUUUCAAGAUAGCAAAGCAGUGAAAAAAUUGAUACGUACAAUGCCGAGUCCAGUGGGGUAUUUGAAUUUAAACAAGACUUCUCAUUCAGUAACAGUCAGCUGGCCUCAAGCUGUCCAUGUAUUUGAUGGAUAUAAUCUGACAUUAUCCAAUAAAAUGAUCCACCAGGUUGUUCGGAUUCCAUUCACUCAAUCACGGACACAUAGUUAUGUCGAGCUGUUACCAGGUACAAUCUAUUUUGUAAGUAUUGAGACUACAAGUGCAAAAAAGAAGAGCCAUCCCACUACAAUCAAUGUUACAACAAUUCCAGAAUCUCCAGUGGACUUGCAGUUUGUUGAACAGGAUGAAUACUCAGUAUACUUAUUCUGGAAGCCUCCAAGAGGUGGUUUUGAUAUUUUUGAGUUAUCAUACCAUUUAACUGGAAUGAAUGAAAAUGCACAUAGAACAACCCUACGUGGCAACAGUUUCAGGAUCAAAGACCUCAUUCCAGGAGUGGAAUAUGUAUUUCAAAUAAAAACAAUUAAAGGGAUAGAUGAUAGUGAAAUAGUUGAGAAAAGGCUAAAAACAAAACCUGAAAGGCCUCAACAGCUAGAAGUUUCAAAUAUUUUACCAACAGCAUUUACUUUAUAUUGGAGAGCACCUAUUGGACAUGUUGAUUAUUAUAAAGUGAUUCUCCUUCCUGACCAAGGCUUGGUCAAUGUCACAGACCUGGGGGAUGGCAAUUUCAAGGCUGAUGUUACUGAUGCUACCCCAGGUAUGCAAUACACCGCCACAGUUUCCUCAAUUUCUUCAUCAUUUAGCAAAUCUGUCAGCAGAUCAUUCAUAACACGUGAAACAAAUCCAGCCUCUCCAGAUGGUCUUACAGUGGGCCCCAUUGGUGCUACAGCUAUAAUGUUGGCAUGGAGCUUACCUUCUCGUCCAAAUGGAAGAAUUUUAUCCUAUAGAGUAGAGUACAAAGAAGUUUGUCCUGCGCAGCAAGCCAACUUUAUCCAAGUUUCAACAAAUGCAGAUACUCCUGAAUUUCUUCUUAAUAACCUGAAACCAGGGACAGCUUAUAAGAUUCGGAUUGCAGCUGAAAACAAUGCUGGCAUUGGAGCUUUUAGUACUUUUCGGAAAGUUGUAACUGCAGAAAGUGCUCCAGGUCCAGUUUCAUCUCUUACUGCAACAGUAGUCAACCAUACAACAGCUAAUGUGACAUGGUUUCUACCUAAACGACCAAAUGGGAAAAUUACAUAUUUCAGUAUAAUUAUAAAGUCCGUAAGAAGUGGACGUAUAUCAAAGAAUAUAUCAGUCAAUGCUGAUACCCUUUUCCCAAAUACAUUACCACAGUGUGAGGAUGAUAGUUCAACAGGCACCACUCCUGCAACAUCAGUUUCAUCUUCCCCACCAACCAGUAAUGGAUUUUUAACAGUCAUAUCAGAAAAUCCAAUAGAAAAACAAACAUCACCUGAGUUUGCCAGCAUUAUGGUGGGUCAACUGAAACCGUACACCACCUAUCUGUGUGAAGUGUCUGCCUUUACAAAAGAAGGAGAAGGCCAGACAGCAAGUACUCUCUUUAGGACACCAGAAUGGCUUCCAGAAGAACCACCUCAAAACCUAAUUGUAAGUAAGAUUACAUCAAGGUCAUUCCGAAUUAAUUGGGAUCCACCAGCAACAGUUACAGGAAGAUUCUCUUACAGAGUUGAGCUCAAUGGCCUAUUUGGGAAGAUAUUGCAGAACAGCACCAGAGGACUGAUGUUCUUUUUUAUGAACCUGCUGCCAUUUACAAAAUAUGAAGUGUUUGUAACUGCUGAAACAAUGGUUGGACUUGGACCAAAAGCGAGUGCUGAAAUCACUACAUCAUCAGAAGUUCCAGGAGAAGUAUUUGAUUUUAAAGCAACAGAGGUUGAAGCUAAAUCUGCAAGAUUGGAAUGGGGAAAGCCUCGUCAACCAAAUGGAAUUAUUAUUCAAUAUCAAAUCACUGUCUUUCUAAAGGAGUCUAAGAUAUCUGUACAAAAUAUAAUCUUGACAGAAAACAAUCAGAAUAUGAAUAUGGGAAACUCUACUGAACCAAAACUUCCUGGUAUGUUGGUCACAGUCUCCACUACGUUGACUUCAAAAACUGAUGCGAUAUUUACAGACGUGGAUGAAGGAUCUGCUGAGCUGAUAUCUGAUUCCUCAUCUUUCGAACCUGCAGUGACUUUACCGACUUUUUCACCAGAUAAGGAAUUAACCCCUGUUAAUUCAGACUUGCCUGAGACAACUACUGUACAUGAAAAAAGCAUGACUGCAUCUGUGCCUGAUCAACUAACAUCACAUGCAAUCACUUAUUCUAAACCUUCAAUGCCUAGUACCACACACUCAAUGGCUGCUACUGGAUUCUCUGAAUCAUUUACUAAAUCAACAACCUCUAGUUUCUUGGGGCCCUUUGAAUCUCAUCCUGCAAUCAACAUGACUCUCAAGCUGAGAUCAGUGUUGCAUAAAAGAUCACUUACUGCAGUUGUCAAGGCAGGUGGAAUUUCUCUGCCUUCAAGUGCUUCACCAUUUCUUCCUCAAUGGAGGCUUCUGGCUAAUGGCCUUCAAAAUAUCACUGCUAAGAGUGAAAGCAGGCUCCAGGUCAUUGACCCUACAUCUGAACAGCUGUCAUAUGUUGUGAAAGAACUUGUACCUCAUACUGAUUACAUUAUCAGAGUGUCAGCAUUCACUAAUGUUGGAGAAGGACCACCAACCUACAUUACCUUAAAGACACGAGAAUAUGUGCCAAGUUCAGUGCAGAAUAUAACAUAUGAAAAUAUCACUUCUACAUCUAUUCUGAUAUUAUGGCACCCACCUGUUAUUCCGAAUGGCAUUAUAACUCAUUACACUAUCUAUGCUGUGGAGGAAGGCACAACUGAGGCAUUUCAAGAAGUUGUAAUGAGUAACAACAUUACUCUAACAGGUUUAAAAAAAUUUACAGAUUAUAAAAUGAGGGUAACAGCAUCAACCUCUGCAGGUGAAAGCUCAGUCUCUGAAAAAGAUGAUAUUUUUGUGCGAACUCUUGAAGAUGAACCAGAAACACCACCUGAAAACUUAACCUUCAAAAAUGUAACUGAAACAUCUGCAUACUUGAGCUGGUCACCUCCAGAGAAGCCCAAUGGAAUUAUUACAUACUAUGAAGUUACAUACACUAAUUAUACUGACUCUUUUACAAUGAACAGUUCAGAAACAAACAUUUACCUAGAAAACUUAAAAAUAUUUUCUCCCUAUAACGUCUCCAUUAAAGCAUACACCAAGUAUGGCCAUGGGAAUCAAACAUCUCCAAUUGUGUUUUUGGUGACAAAACAUGAUGUUCUUAGCAGUCAACCCUUUAAUGUGACCUAUAAGUACAUUAGUUCCACUGAAGUAGUAGUUUCAUGGAACCCACAACCAAAUACCAGUGGCAUUACAUUAUUCUAUGUCGUAAACCUUUGGAAUGUCUCCCACUCCAUUCAAAAAAAGACAUUCGUAUGUCUAUCUAACUUUCUCAAAUUUUCCCAGCACUGGAUUGCUAUUGUUACUAACACAGUAUUUGAAAAUGGAAAUUAAACAAACUAUAUUUUGAAUAUGACUUCAGAAUUUGAUAAUUUUCCGGAUAACGCACCUCAAAAUAUCACAUACAUAUUUCUCCCUCCUUCUGAUGUUGAAAUAUCCUUUCUACCACCAUCAACUCCCAAUGGAAUUAUCCAGUUCUAUACACUCUAUCUUGGAGCUCAAAAUAGUAGUGAUGUGCUGAUUACAAACAGUACAAAUUUGACUGUCAUUGUUACAGGUUUAAAAGCAAAUGAAAGGUAUUCCUUAAAAAUUUCUGCAAGUACUAGCAAAGGUGAAGGAAUUCAAAGUCAACCAGUGUACAUUUUAACUGGAGAAGGUGUGCCUGGCUCUCCUCCACGAUCAGUUACAUCAAAACAGUUAUCCUCUACCACUGUACUUCUGUCAUGGAAACCUCCCACGGAACCAAACGGAGUGAUUCUGUAUUACACAAUCUAUGUUUGGAGCACAACAACACAACUUAUUUUAAAUGAGACUGAAACAUCUGUACUGCUGAAAAACCUGGACAAUGAUACGGAAUACUAUGCUUUUGUAACAGCAAAUACAUGGUUAGGUGAUGGAGGAUUGAAAAGUAAUAACAUCACGUUUCGAACACCUGAGAAUUCAAGGAUCGCUGAAGGCAUUAUCUCCUAUGUCAACAAAAGUUCCACUUCUGUUCAAGUAUUUUGGAACCUUUCCUCUAAGGCAAAUGGAUAUGUUCAAUAUUAUACAGUUCACUACAGGAAUACUUCUGGUGUUUUUACACAGAAUAUAACAGAUAUUGAUCAAACAAGUGUUGGUGAAAAUGCAAAUGUGACAAUACUUUUGAUUAAUUUGGCCAAAUUCAGCCACUAUGAAACUUGGAUGACUGCCUCUAAUAUGUUGGGAGAUGAAAUUCAGACAAGUGAACUGAUCAAUGUAUACACUGAUGAAGAUGUACCAUCAACUCCUCCACAAGACUUGAUGAUAGCCAACUAUACAGCAGAUUCUGUCUUGGUUAGGUGGAAACCUAGUCCUAUGCCAAAUGGUAUUGUGCAGUUCUACAGUUUUAAGAUAAUUGACAACACAAGAGAAAGCACAUAUUUUAUGAAUACGACAGCAUUAUAUCAUGAAGCAUCCCUCACUGGCUUUGAAACAUUGCACGAAUAUCAAAUCAGUGUGUCGGCUUUUACCAAAGUGGGAAAUGGAGAUCAAUUUAGUAACAUAGUCAUUUUCAAAAUAAAUGAAUCAGGUUUGUUGAGCUCUGCUGAUAUUUUUUUUCCAGAUACUAUCCAAAAUCUUCAAUGCAAUGCAUCAAGUUGGCAUUCGGUCAUUAUUAAGUGGGAUCCUCCAUUAAAAUCGGAUACAAUGAUCACUUAUUAUGCACUUAUAUUUGAAAAUGAUGUUCAAAACGUUGCUGACAAAGAUCGUGUACAUACUUUUAGUGAGCUGCAAUCAAAUACUUCCUAUCAGUUCAGUGUAAUGGCUGUUAACUCAGUGGGCCAAGGAGAAAGCAAAAACUGUACUGUCACUACAUUAUCAGAAGCAGUUCCAAGUGCUCCUAAGCAUCUAGAGAUAAUUGGCGUUCAAUCAACCUAUGUUAUUUUGAGGUGGACACACCCUGAUAUUAUCCCUGGAUAUUUAAGGCUUUUCAGGAUUAUUAUACAACUACGUUCUGUGUUGUGCAUGAACUGGGAUACUCAAGGAUGCAUUGAAGCUGAGCAAACUCAAGAUCAUAACAUCGAUAAUAAUAAUUACACCAUGGAGGCAAUUGUACACGGAUUAAAGAAAUUCCGAUGGUACAGAUUUAGGGUUGCUGCUAGUACUAAUGCUGGAUUUGGCAACUAUUCAACUUGGAUUGCUACAAAGACAGCUGUUGGCUAUCCAGACAGUCCUCCUGAAAAUAUUACUGUUACAGUAAAAUCCUCUGACACCAUUGAGAUUGCCUGGGAAGAGCCUGAGAUUUUCACAGGUCCAACCUCUUAUCUAAUCGAUGUAACAAUGGUAGAUAAUGGGGAUUUCAAUAUGACCAUUCUUAGGUCAGAGAAACAGAACACAACCUGUGAGAUAUCUGAUUUGAUGCCAUUCACGAGAUAUUCUAUCAUCAUUGUAGCAUUUACUGGCAGAGAAGAAGAUGCCCGAAUACAUGGCAAAGCCAGUGAGCCAAUCAUUGUUAGGACACUUGAAGCUUUGCCUCAAGAUGCACCACAGAAUUUUAGCCUUCAGAAGAUACCCGAUGAAGUGACAAUGGUUCAUGUAUCUUUCUUGCCACCAUAUCUUCCAAAUGGUAUUAUUCAGAAAUACCAAGCAAUUAUUUAUAAAGAGGGAGAGGCUUUUAAACGCCGUGUAAACAAUCUGAAAAUUGUCAAAAGCAACCAGUCACUGACUUCUGUCAUAGAAGGGUUGAAAGGUGGAAAUACAUAUAUCAUACGGGUCCGUGCUGUAAAUGGAGCUGGUGCUGGGCCACAAACUUUAGAACAGAAAAUAACUAUGGAUGUUAAAGCUCCACCAAAACCUUCUUUUAAACCAGCUGUUGCUUUGGAUAAAAAUGGAGCAUUGCAAGUCACUUCCACAACUAUGACAAUCAGAAUGCCUACAUGUUAUUUCACAGACGAACAUGGUUCUAUAAAAAAAAUACAAGUUAUAGUGACUGAAAUAAGAGCUAUGAAUGAUGGAAAUAUUUCUACAUGGUAUGAUGCUUAUGUGAGAAAACCAAAACCAUAUUUUGCUAAUGAAGGCUUUCAAAAUCCACCCUGCAGUGGAACAAACACAUACCGACAGAAUGAUAUUGAAGAAACAUACACCAUUGGAAGUGAAAAGUCAUGUCAGCAAAAUAUAGAUAAAAUUUGCAACGGACCACUAAAACAUGAUAAACAGUACUUGUUCAAGUUCAGAGCAACAAACUUUCAAAAACAAUUUACUGAUUCAGAUUACUCUGAUCCAGUCAAGACCCUCGCUGAAGGUCUAUCAGGAAGAACAAUUGAAAUAAUUCUUGCAGUGACUUUAUGUGUGCUUUCUGUCGUUCUCCUUGUGAUAGCUGCAUAUGUAAUUGCGAGAAUAAGACAAAAACAGAAGGAAGGAGGCACAUACUCUCCAAGGGAUGCAGAAAUUAUUGACACUAAAUUCAAGCUGGACCAGAUGAUUGCAGUGACCGACCUGGAGCUAAAGGAGGAGAAGCUGACACGUUAUUCCUCGUUAUUCUUUAGACGCAAGGAAAUUUAUGUCAUCCAAUUACUCAGUUAUAGGAAAUCCCUCAAGCCCAUUAGCAAGAAGUUAUUCUUGCAGCAUGUAGAAGAUCUGUGUGUUAAUAACAACAUGAAGUUUCAAGAAGAAUUUUCGGAACUCCCCAAACUGGGUCAGGAACUUACAUCAUCUGAUGCUGACUUGCCCUGGAAUCGAACCAAGAAUCGCUUUGCAAAUAUAAAGCCCUAUAAUAACAAUCGAGUGAAGCUCAUGCUUGAAGCUGGUGUCCCAGGAUCUGAUUUCAUCAAUGCUAGCUAUGUUGCAGGUUACUUAUGCCCAAAUGAGUUUAUUGCUACUCAAGGCCCUUUACCAGGAACAGUGGCAGAUUUUUGGAGAAUGAUUUGGGAGACAAGAACUCAAUCCAUAGUCAUGUUGACACACUGUUUUGAAAAGGGCAGAAUUAAAUGUCACCAGUAUUGGCCUGAGGACAACAAGCCAGUAACUGUGUUUGGGGAUAUUGUGAUCACUAAACUAGCAGAGGAUGUUCAGGCAGAUUGGACUAUCCGAGAACUGAAAAUUGAAAAGUAUGGUGAUUAUAUGAUGGUGACUCAUUUCAACUUUACUUCAUGGCCUGAACAUGGUGUUCCUGAGACUUGUGCACCUUUGAUUCACUAUGUGAAGCUAGUUCGAGCAAACAGAGCCAAUGAUAACACUCCUAUUGUUGUGCAUUGCAGUGCUGGAGUAGGAAGGACAGGUGUCUUCAUUGCACUCGAUCACCUUCUACAGCAUAUGAACCACCAUGACUUUGUGGACAUUUUUGGAUUUGUGGCAGAGUUAAGAAGUGAACGAAUGUGCAUGGUGCAGAACUUGGCUCAGUACAUGUUCUUACAUCAAUGUGCUUUGGAGCUAUUGAAUAACAAAGGAACCAGUCGAGCGCUGUGGUUUGUAAAUUAUGCUGCUUUGCAAAAAAUGGACUCAGUGGAUACAAUGGAAGGUGAUGUGGAAUUGGAGUGGGAGGAAACAACCAUGUAAUUCUCAGACACUGCUGAAAGAUAUUAAGAAGGUUACAUUUAAUUCAUUUCAGUGAGCUCUUGUAGCACAAUAGUGAUGCUGCUACCUCUAGACCAGGAGGCCUAGGUUCAAGUCUCACCUGCUUGAUUAGAAAAUAUUUAAAUCAUUUCAGGAAAUUAACUUGGACCUUCUAUGAGUAGGCGCCAAACUUAACAUCUAAAUAGACUUCUUUAAAUUACUAGCGCAAAACAUUCCUUUAUAACUGUGGCUUUUAUGAAAUGCUUUUUUAUAUUUUGUGUUUGGUUUAGAAUGAUCAAUUAAUUAAUAGUCUCCAUAGUUUUGCAUAUAUACUGAAUGCUAAUUUUCAAUUCUUGUAUCUCUAUCAUUAGCACCUUGUUUUCACUCUGCUGCUUCUUUUUGUUCUUUUGUAAUUUAUUGCAAAUUUUCAUUGUGAAGUGAGCCAAAUAAGUUGUAAAAUUUUAUUUUUCAUGACACUUGUUGCUUUUGCUGUGCAUAGUUUAGAUAGCAGUGUGUAACUUUAUGUGAAAAUCAUGUUUGGCUUGGAAGUUAAUAUAAAUUUAAGUUCUGCAUAUUAUUUUAAUUACCAAAGUUUUAUUGUGACUUUUGAUUUAUCUCUACUUCUGAUCCAAUAGUCUCCCUUUAGUGUCAGUAGCUGAACUCUUCUCACACUGGCAGAAUAGUCUGUUGUCCUGAGCAGCUGAACACUCACCCCUCUGACACCAUAGAGAUUAAUCUCCCAGUGCAAUUCAGACUGUAGCUCUUCAGGGACGCUUUACUGUUUACAUACACUAUCCCAUACCAGCUCAAAUAAAGCUUUGGGUUGGCCCUUUUUUUUAUCUGGAUGUAAUUCCAUUCUGUAAUUCUAAGUAUUCUUUUUUACUGUGCUGAAGUGAAAAAACUCUGUUUUGAGAAACCAAUCCAUUUUAAAUUUAGUUUGCACUGUGAACCAAACUUGUACGAGUUUAUGUAAGAGUUAGGAAGAAUCUUUAACUAUUAGUUAUUUUAAAAGGUUUAUACAUAGUUCUGAGGAUACUUAAUGGAGCUCUAAUGUACACACUUGCUUGAAUUCUUUCUCUCUAUUUUAACUUAAGUGUGAAGUUGUUCAUUUUAAAUUGUUGAAAAGAGCGACAAGUAUCCAAAGCUUUCUGAUUUGCACCUAUCAGAACAAUUGCAAGAAUUCUAAAUUUCAGACAAUUGUGCCAAUUUAUACCACAUUGAAAAAGAUUUGCUUACUGAUUGGCAGAUUGACCCUGAUUAGCUGAGGCAUGAACAUGGAAAAAGCAAUGAGUAACUAUAGGCUCCUCAUGCCUCCAGGUAUUCAAAAGAGGCUCAAGCAUUGCACACAUUCUUUUUGUUUGCAAAGAACAGAUCCCUGUGUUUGAAUAUCUGUCACUUCUAAUGAGUGGUACUGCUUAUACAGGUGGUUCUGCUGUAACACGCGUUUUAUCAGUGUGAUUUAGCUAUAGUGCAAUUGACCAAUUGUGGACAUUGUUUGGAUAAUGCGAACUUUAUACUGAACAUGUGUAACAAUUUUCUAUUAGUGAUCUUCUACAGCGCCAUUUUCUUAUAGCACGAGGUUACGGAGGAACACAAAUGUUGCAUUGUAGCUGGUCGAGCUGUAAUAAGUCAUAACUGAGCAACAAGUAAAUUUGAAUAACAAGCUAGCCAAGCCAUUUCACGUUGUUAUGAUGCCACUUUUAGGAUGCUACCAUCAGUCUAAAAAGCCAUUCAGCUUAUCACACAAUAAUGCAACUUCACAUAUGAAUUUCAACUGCCAGUAUGAUACUAAGUACCUAGGUUGUAUAGUGCAACAAUUGGUUGAUCAAAAGGUGAAUUAACCAAAUUUAAUGAAAGUAGCUGAAGAUUGCAUUAUAUCAAAGGAAGUGGCUUGUAAAGAUGCCAGAAAUGGUGAAAAACCUGAGGAUUGGGAACAACUUACAUCCUAGCAUAGGAGGAGAGAAAAACUGAUAAGGAAAGAGAAUAUGAAAGUAAGCUAGCAAGUAGCAUAAAUGUUCAUGGUAAAAGCUUGCAUUGAUACAUGAAAAGGAAAAGAUUAGCAAGGACAAUUGAGUGCCCAUUACAGAAGAAUUUUUCAAACUAAAAGGAUGGAAAAAAAACAAAGUAGCUACUUACUUUUUGUCUUUCACAGAAGAUAAGAUAGAAUC